Messenger RNA from Prosopis cineraria, 1296 nucleotides. RefSeq names its product BAG family molecular chaperone regulator 2-like. Gene Ontology annotation, cellular component: cytoplasm. Gene Ontology annotation, molecular function: adenyl-nucleotide exchange factor activity; protein-folding chaperone binding. Gene Ontology annotation, biological process: protein stabilization. The transcript is spliced from 4 exons. NCBI's taxonomy places the organism in Eukaryota, Viridiplantae, Streptophyta, Magnoliopsida, Fabales, Fabaceae. The coding region runs from base 155 to 952 and encodes 265 amino acids. The record is from RefSeq and is a predicted model, not a curated record.
UACAACUUGAUAGUGUCGGCAGAUCAAUGCAACGUUCUCCACUCAUGCCUUAGAGGUAUUUUCUGUCACUUUCCCGAGAAAACAGUCUCCCUCCUUCUCUCUUGCUUCUUUUUAUGUUGUUCGAGACUUUUUUCCCGGGAAAAUUGAGUUCAAAAUGAUGAGGAGUAGACUCAAUGCGUAUGGUAGAACCGAUGGCGGCUCCACAACGACGAGGACGCCGGUGCCGUCGUCUUCGUCGUCGUAUACUUCGAGAGGCGAAGAUGCUGAGUGGGAAAUGAGGCCUGGAGGAAUGCUGGUGCAGAAAAGAAGUGAAAAAACAGAAGCUCCGGUGCCGACUUUGCGGCUUCGAAUUGCAUAUGGUGCUCUACGAUAUGAGAUGUCAGUUAGUUCCAUAGUGACUUUCGGGGAGGUGAAGAAGCUGUUAACGGAGCGGACAGGGUUACAGCCGGGUGAACAGAGACUUGUUUUCCGAGGAAAAGAGCGAGAAAAUGCAGAAUAUUUGGACACAUGUGGGGUUAAAGACCGUUCAAAAAUCGUUCUAAUUCAAGACCCGGCCAGCAUUGAGCGUCGCUUCCUUGAAAUGCGUAGGAAUGCCAAGAUCCAGAGUGCCCGUUGCGCCAUUUCGGACGUGUCUGUGGAAGUUGACAAGCUGGCGGAGCAGGUCUCCGCAAUUGAAAAGUCUAUUGCCAAUGGAGUCAAGGUACCAGAACUUCAGAUCACAACACUAAUUGAGAUGCUUAUGAGACACGCAAUUAAAUUAGAAAGCAUUCAAGCAGAAGGAGAUGCUUCUGCACAGAAAAACUUGCAGGGCAAAAGAGUACAGAAAUGUGUAGAAGCUCUUGAUGUACUGAAGAUAUCUAAUGCACGAAUAAAGCCUAUUGUUGUAACAACCAAGUGGGAGACCUUUGAUCCUCCUCCGUCCACCACCACCCAAUGGGAAUUAUUUGAUUGAUCUUUCUCUGCCAUUUCUCUCUCUCUUUGCUUGUUUCACGUGUACGUGGCUCAACAGCGCAUAAACAAGCAUAUAAAUUUACUGUCUGCUUCAAAAUACAGUCUCAGUGGCAGCUGAUCAACAUGUGAAUAUGUCCAUUUUUGUUGUUAAAUUUGUUUUAUCAUUCUAGCUUUGGAGUUCGCUACAUCGUUUUCUAUAUUGGGGCAUAUGAAAUGUAUAUUCUUCAUGUAUUUUCUAUUUGAGUGGUUGGAAUAAAACAGCUCAGCUUAGCGUGAGUUUAUUGUAAUUGUAACUUUAUAUUUUCCAAUUUUCGAGGAACGUGUCUGGGAGAAUUCUUUUAUCAA